Carassius auratus (goldfish) is the source of this 1998-nucleotide messenger RNA. It is a transcript of the gene ciao3, whose product is annotated as nuclear prelamin A recognition factor-like. Bases 79 to 1512 code for a protein of 477 amino acids. The record is from RefSeq and is a predicted model, not a curated record. NCBI's taxonomy places the organism in Eukaryota, Metazoa, Chordata, Actinopteri, Cypriniformes, Cyprinidae. The transcript has 11 exons.
CUACGAUUGGACGGUUCAGAAGUCAUUCACAGACCCCAGCCAACCGCUUCACAGGAAUACGGGUCGCAGCAAACAACAAUGGCGUCCCAUUUCAGUGGAGUGCUUCAGCUCACGGAUCUGGAUGAUUUUAUCACUCCGUCUCAGGAAUGCGUGAAGCCUGUAAAAGUGGAAAAGAAGCAGGGCAGAUCUGUGGCUAAAAUCCAGAUUGAAGAUGAUGGCAGUUACUUCCAGGUCCAUCAGGAUGGUCAAAGAGAAAAGUUGGAGAAAGCGAAGAUAACUCUAAACGACUGUCUGGCCUGCAGUGGCUGCAUCACGUCUGCGGAGAGCGUCCUGAUCACCCAGCAGAGUCACGAGGAGCUGAACCGCGUGCUGCGUCAAAAUAGGCAGGUCAGCAGUAGCGAGCAGAAGGUGGUGGUGGUGUCCGUGUCUCCUCAGUCCAGAGCCUCUCUAGCAGCACACUACGCUCUCAGCAGCAGCGAAGUGGCUCGUAGACUCACCAGCUUCCUGAAGAACUUGGGUGUCCAUCACGUGUUUGACACCAGCUUCAGUCGCUCCUUCAGCCUGUUAGAAAGCCAGAGGGAGUUUCUAGAGCGAUUCAGACGGAGGGAAGUAGACAAGAAGGCUCUACCGAUGCUGGCGUCUGCCUGUCCAGGCUGGAUUUGCUAUGCUGAGAAGACUCACGGUGACUUCAUCCUGCCGUACAUCAGCACGACCCGCUCGCCGCAGCAGAUGAUGGGGUCUCUGGUCAAGGGCUAUUUUGCCUCUCAGAAGGGCGUCCCACCACAGCAGAUCUACCAUGUGACCGUGAUGCCCUGCUAUGACAAGAAACUCGAGGCUUCCAGACCUGACUUCUACCUCAGCGAGAACGAGACCAGAGAGGUGGACUGCGUCAUCACUUCAGGUGAAGUGCUGAAGAUGCUGGAAGAGGAGAAAGUGUCCUUGAGGGACGUGGAAGUGGCACCUUUAGACACGAUGUUCAGUAACAUAUGUGGAGAGGAGCUGCUGCGUCACGCAGGAAGUGGAUCGGGAGGAUACCUUCAUCACAUCUACAAACAUGCCGCCCAGCAGCUGUUCGGGAUUGAAGUAGAUGAACUCACUUACAAGACGAUGAAGAACAAAGACUUCCAGGAAGUCACCCUAGAGAAGGACGGUGAGGUUCUGCUGCGGUUCGCUGCCGUCUACGGCUUCAGGAACAUCCAGAACCUGGUGCAGAAGCUGAAACGUGGAAAGUCGCCUUACCACUUUGUGGAAGUGAUGGCAUGUCCGUCAGGAUGUCUGAACGGUGGCGGUCAGCUGAAGCCUUCAUCAGGUCAAACUAACAAAGAGCUGCUGCAGCAGGUGGAGGAGCUGUACCACGGUGAACGUGCCUCGGUGCCAGAGCAGGACUCACGAGUGGCUGAACUCUACCAGAGCUGGAUCGAGAGCGUGGGACGGGAGAGAGCCAGACAGCUGCUGCACACGCAGUACCACGCCAUAGAGAAAAACACCAGUGGACUCAGUAUAAAGUGGUGAGGAGCCACGAGACGCUGCUUCUUUGCCUUCUGAUAAAUGUUUGACGAAGUCGAGUUAAACUUUAACAAGUCAAGGUGCAUUUGACACUACACCAGCUACACACUUAUAGACAGGCCAUUAGCAAAUGUGAUUAUGUUUGAUAAAACAGAUGAAGUUAUAUUUCCUUCAAGUAUGCUUCUAUAAAGUAUCCGCUGAAAAAGGUUGAGGUCAAACUGGUCUUUGUGUGUCUUAUAGCAGGAGGCAAUUUUUCUGCGUCCAUGAGUGUUGCCUUGUGUUGUUUCUUUCUUUCGUGUAUUUGAGAGUUUGUUUCUUUCAAAGUGUUGAAGGCAAAGAAAAUGCAGUAGAUGUUACUAUGUAGUAUGCACUGAAAAUUAUACCUUUUCUUCUUUUUUAAAUAUUCUUUGAUUUAUGAUGAUAAUAAAUAUAUAAGUCAUUCCAUGAAUGUAAUUCUAUUUAUGGAGAAAAUAAACUAUAAAUAUAUUUUAA